Molecule: messenger RNA, 2243 nt
Organism: Fomitiporia mediterranea MF3/22
Lineage: Eukaryota; Fungi; Basidiomycota; Agaricomycetes; Hymenochaetales; Hymenochaetaceae
Product: acetyl-CoA synthetase-like protein
Exons: 14
Coding region: 25-2121 (698 amino acids)
Biological process (GO): long-chain fatty acid metabolic process
Cellular component (GO): membrane; endoplasmic reticulum
Molecular function (GO): long-chain fatty acid-CoA ligase activity
Source: RefSeq, a predicted model, not a curated record
CUGCUCUUGUCUCGUCGGCUCGCCAUGUUCUCGUCUCCAAAUUACACCCCACUCGAGCAGCCCUGGCCGGAUAAUAUGGAUUUGUCUAGACAGGGUGUCGAAGUACCGGGUACACGCAGACCAGGCCAAACUGGCCACUACCAAAAUGGUGCUUGGGGUCUCAAGUCGGUAACUGCACAACCCCACGUCCGCGUGCUCCCAGACAUCUUCGAGCUUGGAUUGAAAAUCUCCACGAAUGACCGGUAUCUAGGACAUCGGCCACUCGUUUCCGCAAAGCCUCUCAAGUUUGCGGACCAUUUUGUCUGGCUGACUUACGCGCAAGUAGAUGAACGUCGCCGGAACCUUGGGAGUGCGUUGCACAAGUUGUUUAUGGACGGUGUUUUGGGUGGGGGUGAACUACCGACCGUUGGAAUUUGGAGUCAGAACAGGCCAGAGUGGCAAAUCAUCGACGUUGCACUCCAUGCAUAUGGAAAAGUCGGUGUCAGUCUGUACGACACUUUGGGGAAGGAUUCAGUUGAAUACAUCAUUGAACACGCGCACUUGACGGUGGUGUUCGCCACCAUACAGCACCUUCCAAUUUUGCUUGCUCUCAAGCCCCGGGUGCCAAUGCUGCGCAUGAUUGUGUCUAUUGACGAUCUCUCGGACGAGACAAAGAAGGUUUUGACUUCGUGGGGGAAUUCGCAAGGUGUUCAAAUCCGGGAACUCCGAGAACUCGAGGAGUUCGGGAAGGCCAACUUAAUCCCACCUCUACCGGCUAAGCCGGAGCAGAUUGCGACGCUUUGCUACACCUCAGGUACAACUAGUAAUCCGAAAGGCGCAAUCCUUACUCAUGGAAACCUAACGGCUGCAUCUGUCUCGAAUAUUCAUGGCAUUUUCUUUGGUAACAAGGGACUAGAAAUAUCUUAUUUGCCUCUAGCACAUAUCUAUGAGCGUAUUAAUGUGACAAAUGUUACCGCAAUGGGAGGCGCAAUCGGAUUUUUCAGUGGUGACCCCCUUCGGCUCCUCGAGGACAUGUGCAUCCUUAAGCCCAACUACUUCCCUUCUGUUCCACGUGUCCUCAACAGGAUCUACCAGACUGCGAUGCUAACAGCUCAGCACCCGGGGUUGAAGGGUUUCCUCUUCCGCAGUGCGGUGGAAGCCAAGCUCAAGAAAAUGCAUGAAACAGGAGAUGAUACCCACGCGUUCUGGGACAAGCUUGUUUUCCGAAAAGUACAGGCAGUGCUCGGUGGUAAUAUCCAGUUGUGCACAUCCGGGUCGGCUCCCAUUAGUCCAGCGGCUAUGGACUUCCUCCGCAUCGCACUUGCUUGCGAAGUCGUUGAAGGCUACGGUAUGACCGAGAAUUGCGCUACGAUUACGCGCUGUUGGCCUGGUGACCCGUCCUGCAGUGGAUUCGUCGGUGCACCCCAGCCAUGUAACGAAAUCAAAUUAGUGGACGUACCCCAUAUGGGUUAUACCUCUGAAGACAAGCCCAACGCUCGUGGUGAGAUAUGUAUUCGGGGAGAGAACUGUUUCGUAGGUUACUACAAAGACGAGAAAAACACGCGAGAGACGCUUGACGAUGAAGGUUGGUUACAUACUGGCGACGUUGGAGAGAUUGACAGUUUUGGGCGUUUGAAAAUCGUCGAUCGUAUUAAGAACAUUAUGAAGCUUUCCCAAGGCGAAUACGUUGCUCUCGAGAAGAUCGAAGGCAUAUACGAAUCAAGCCCUCUUAUCGAGCAAGCGUAUGUACAUGGCGACUCCCUGAGAGACCACCUUGUUGGUGUCUUCGUUCCUGAUCGGGUCCAGCUUGCCGCACUCGUCAGCAGCCUCCGUGGAAAGCAGGUUUCACCGGAGGACACUGUGACUCUUGCCAGUGCAGUAAAAGAUGCGAUGGUUGUGCAGGCAAUAUUCGAUGUAGGGGCGAAGGAGGCGAAGAGAGCUGGUUUGAAAGGGUUUGAAUGCGUGAAGAAGAUCCACGUCACUCUUGAACCAUUCACGGUCGAUAACGGCCUAUUGACCCCGACUUUUAAGCUUAAGCGGAGGGACGUCCAGACUAGAUACAAAGGUGUUGUUGAUGCUCUGUAUUCCGAUUCGGAUGCCGCACCUUUGUCCUCUAUAAAACAAGAAACUGCGAAGCUUUAGACGGUCAAUUGGAUAAUCGCAUCUCACUGCUGGAUUCAUUAUAUUUUGUCUUUCAUCGCUUCUAUACAUGUUGUCGUAGCGUACAUACUUACCAUUUGAGAAUCCUUUAUAAUCAGUGUCGG